Aedes albopictus (Asian tiger mosquito) is the source of this 30943-nucleotide messenger RNA. RefSeq names its product dystonin (gene shot). The record is from RefSeq and is a predicted model, not a curated record. Gene Ontology annotation, biological process: intermediate filament cytoskeleton organization; wound healing. The coding region runs from base 1952 to 28813 and encodes 8953 amino acids. Lineage: Eukaryota; Metazoa; Arthropoda; Insecta; Diptera; Culicidae. The transcript has 40 exons. Gene Ontology annotation, molecular function: structural molecule activity; calcium ion binding; microtubule binding. Gene Ontology annotation, cellular component: membrane; intermediate filament; cytoplasm.
AAAAUCGCACAUUUCAAUUCAAUCUUCAAUUCGCGAGUCAGUUCGAUGUACGACGGUUCGGAAAAUUGCGUUUUUCGCGGAUUUAAACGCAUUGUUCGGGUGCGAAAAUGUGCAAAGUAGUGAAAUAACGGUACCGUGAUUCGCGAGCGAGUGUUUUCCGGUGAUUUUGAUCCUUGUCCGUGUAGAUUUUUCCGAUUGAAAAUUUCGCGACGCCCAUCGGUGUUCUGUCGCGUCGUCGCGUCUGCAACGAUGGGAUUUUGCUGGAGUGUCGGCCUGCCGCCGCCGUCAUCCGGCAGCGUGUAGAAGUGUUGAAAAAUCAGCGGCUAGCAGCAGCAGGGGACGUCCGCGAUUCAAAGCCUGAUAACAGCGGCCGUCGAGACGCACGCGGACGGUCGCGACCAAUCCUGCAAUCGCGUGACUGUGUGUUUGUGCGUGAAUAGCGCAAACAUUGCCGAUCUGGAUAUUGAUAAGAGCGCAAAGGCAAGGUGCGCGAAAUUACGAGAUUACGUGAGCCGGGAUUAAAUGCGGGAUUUGAAAGAAGUGAGGGGAUUUGUGAGUUCAAAGUGAUGAUGUGGAUGUGAAUGAAAAUAGCAAGCUGGGGAUUUGUGUAGUAUGCUGGAAAUACAUGUGUGAAGUUAUAGUAAGCUAGACGAAUAAAUAAUGGGAUUAUUUUCAAAUGUAACAUUGGAUAAUAACUUAAGGCAUUAACCAGAUAGCAACACCUUCCAAUUGGAUUGAAGAUUGCGUUGAUGGCACCACCCCCGCAGUCGUCAUACUCCCUCCUCGAAGACGAUCGGAGCAGGAUGAUCUCGAUUGUUUCGAGUAGUAGCAGCAACGGCAGCCCCGCAUUUCAGUAGUGUCUUUAAUCUGGCGAUCCAGAGACUACUGAAACACCAAAGCGCUGCUGUUCGUCGGCCGCUGAAGAUCAAUGUUCGAUCGGGGGGGUCACCGCCAUCAUCAUCAUCAGCUACAGCAACAGAAGUAGCAUCUUCAUCAUCAUUUUCGUUGAUUCAAACAAACGCAACUCCCGUGUCGAGUAAUUGCCACAUAUAUCUACAAUUUGUAGCAGCACACAAGAAGAAAAAGCAGGGCAAGCCGAACGAAGCCACGAAUUCCGCGCGCCGUGUAUUUGCAAGAAGCGCCGAGCGCCUCUUCGCCCAGAACCACCUCCACCCGGCCAACCAAGAAUUACCUACCAAGUAAAGUCAUUCGGCGAAAUCGUGCCGGCAAAAAGUAUAUAGCAGAGAGUGCAAACCGCGAAAGAAAAACCGCGCCGGUCGGUGGUGCUGACCAUGAAAUGUGACACGGAAAUAUUGACCACCAACGAUCACGGUUCGGCCACGCUGGACGGAUGAGCCCCGGCUACACGCAUCGAAGUUACUUGCUUCCAUCAUCGUCGACGGUCGGCACAACAAUAAAGGCAAACACUGGCGAGUCUUGCCUUCGUUGUGACUUCCACGGAAUAGUGUGAUGAGUGUAUGAUGCUGAAGAGUAGUUCAACUGCGCGCUAACAAAUGUUAUGUUCCUUAUCGAAGAAAAAGAAGCGUACAACUGUGUCGUGGUGACCACUCGAAACAAAUCCAGUGCAAUAAUCGGUAAAUCUACCCAGUGAAUAAAUAGUGAAAAUUAUCCUUGCCUCGAAAGGGAUGUAAAAUUCUUAGAAGCAUUAGUUUGUUAAGUUGUUGUUGAUCAGCCAAGCAUAAUUGCAAUAAAAAAGUAGCUUUAAGUGGGAUACGGUUAUUGAUGAAUCGACAAGUCGAUUUUAAGUGUAAAGAAGAAUACUAAUGUAAAUGUAGCAAAGAAAAAAAUCCAGUGUAACGAAACCAGUGAAUUUCGGUGAUAAUCGGCGAUAAAAAGUGAUCGGAGAAAAAUCAAACAAGCACUGGAAUUACGCGCAAAUAGUAACAUAAUACCCAUCCACAAAGGUAUAAGCAAACACAUCAACCGAAACAUGAAGCGGAUACCGAGGAAACCGAGCAGCAGCAGCCUGCCCGGGUUCAGUAUGGACCGGGAGAGUCUGGCGGAAUGGGCAAAGGAUAAGCCCCUCAGCAUCCUGCAGCUGGACCCGGCGGAUCGUGCCGUACUGAGAAUAGCAGACGAACGAGAUGCCAUACAGAAGAAAACAUUCACAAAAUGGGUCAACAAACAUCUGAAAAAGCAUUGGAAAUAUCUCAAGACCUACACCCACUUACAUGUAUGUGUUAUCAUCAAUGGAUUACCCUGUUGUCCGCCAGCUGCCUCCCGAAGGGUAGACGAUCUGUUCGAAGAUCUGCGCGAUGGACACAACCUUCUUUCUCUCUUGGAAGUAUUAUCUGGCGAACAUCUUCCAAGGGAGAAGGGAAAAAUGCGCUUCCACAUGCUGCAGAACGCACAGAUGGCGCUCGAUUUCCUGCGCUACAAGAAAAUCAAACUGGUUAACAUCCGGGCGGAGGACAUCGUCGACGGCAAUCCAAAGCUCACACUCGGUCUCAUCUGGACCAUCAUCCUGCACUUCCAGCUGAAUCCAAAGCACAAUUUAACCGAUCCGUUGAGGCGACAGAUUUCCGACAUCGUCGUCGGACAGGAGGACAAUCUAACGGCACGGGAAGCCCUGCUCCGAUGGGCCCGCCGUUCCACAGCCAAAUACCCGGGCGUCCGGGUGAACGACUUCACCGGAUCCUGGCGGGAUGGUUUAGCGUUUUCGGCACUGAUCCACCGGAAUCGGCCCGAUCUCAUCGACUGGCGAGAUUCGAGAUCGCGCCGACCGCGGGAGCGGUUGGAGCAGGCGUUCCACGUGGUGGAACGGGAGUACGGCGUGACGCGGUUACUCGACCCGGAGGACGUUGACACCAACGAACCGGACGAGAAAUCGAUGAUCACCUACCUGAGUUCCCUGUACGACGUCUUCCCGGAGCCGCCCCAAAUCCACCCGCUCUUCGACAUGGAAUCCCAACGAAGGGUACAGGAAUACCGGGAGAUGGCCCAAACGCUUCUCUACUGGUGCCGCGAAAAGACAUCCCUCCUGCAGGAACGAGCAUUCCCCACCACUCUGAUCGAACUCAAACGGUUACUAUCGGACCUGAAUAGGUUCCGUAGCGAAGAAGUGCCACCGCGACUACGCGACAAACAACGACUGUUCACCAUCUACAAAGAGCUGGAGAAAUACUUCGAAUCGAUCGGCGAGGUGGACGUGGAAACCGAGCUGCGGCCCGAAUCGCUGGAGAAAGCCUGGCACAGACUCAUGUCCGCACUGGCGGACCGGGACAUGAUCCUCCAGCAGGAGGUGCAACGGCUCGAGCGGCUCCAAAAGCUCGCCGACAAGGUCCAGCGCGAGUACAAACACACCGAAACCGUGAUCACCAAGAUCGAAACCCGAAUCUCAGAGGAGAGCCGCCGCAUCGAGCGGCUGCAUCCUGUGGAAGCAAAGAACAUCGUCGAGGGACUGGAAGGGGACAUCCGGCACCUGGAGCAGCCGCUCCAGGAAAUGAACGAUGACUGCCAUAGCCUGAAGGACGGCCGGUACCCACAGGCUGGAGACCUGCAUAAAAAAGUCACAAAACUGCACCAACGGUGGUCCCAGCUGCGAACAACAUUCCACACUAGUUUAGUACAAAAAUUGUCCGGAUUGAGCUACCCAGUUCAGGAGACGACGAUCACGAAACAGACACGUGUAGUGACCGAAACACGCCAAAUCGGAACGAAUCCCUACUUCCGGGAUGUCCAGGAGUACACCGAGUGGUGCCAAUCUAAGCUGAAACAACUACUCACCUCCGAUUACGGAUCGGACCUGCCGUCGGCCAAGGUCGAACGGGAACGGCACCAGCACGAGCACAAGGUGAUUGAUCAGUUCCACUCGAAGAUUAUCCAGGCCGAACGGCACCAGAGCAAUUUUAGCGGCGACGAGCUGCAGCUGUACCAGCAGAAGCUCAGCCAGCUGCAGAAAAUCUACGCCGAACUGUUGAGCACGUCGACGAAGCGGCAAUCGGACUUGGACGCGCUGGCGGAUUUCCUGGCGGUUGCGACGGCCGAGUUGAGCUGGCUCAACGAUCGGGAACAGAUCGAGGUCAGCCGGGACUGGGCCGACAAGAACCUGGACCUGUCGGCCGUGCAUCGGUACUAUGAGUCUACUUUCAAGCGUACGUACGGAAACGGUGACGAAAACCUGAUGUCCGAGCUGGAGGACCGCGAGAAGCACUUUGCCACCAUCCUCGACCGCGGAGAGGCACUUCUAGUCCAACAACACCCCGCCUCCAAGUGUGUCGAGGGUCACCUGCAGGCCCUCCAGUCGCAGUGGUCCUGGCUGCUGCAGCUAACCCUCUGUCUGGAGGUGCACCUGAAGCACGCCACCGAUUACCAUCUGUUCUUCGACGAGAUCCACGAGGCGGAAACCUGGCUGGCCAAGCGGGACGACAUCCUGAACACCAAGUACUCCCAGUCGGAGUUUUCGCUCGAUCAGGGCGAGGGACUGCUGCGCGGCAUGCAGGACAUCCGCGAGGAGUUGAAUGCCUUCGGCGGCAGGGUGGCCCGUAUGCAGGACCAAGCCACAACGAUAGUGCCUUUGAAGCAGCGCAAGCAGCCCGUCAAUCGGCAGUGCACCGUCCAAACCAUUUGCUCCUACAAGCAGGGUAACAUCUCGCUGGAAAAGAACGAAUCCUGCACCCUGCUGGACACAUCCGGCCGGGUCAAAUGGCGCGUGAAAACGAACAAGGGCGCGGAAGGUUCCGUCCAUGGGGUGUGCCUGCUGCUGCCUCCACCCGAUCAGGAAGCGAUCGAGGCGGCCGAUCGGUUGAAGCGUCUGUUUGACCGAUCGAUCGCCCUCUGGCAGAAGAAGCAACUGCGGCUGCGCCAGAACAUGAUCUUCGCCACCAUCAAGGUGGUCAAGGGCUGGGACUUUGAGCAAUUUUUGGCCAUGGGUGCCGAGCAGCGGACGGCCAUCCGGCGGGCGUUGAACGACGACGCCGACAAGCUGCUGGCCGAGGGCGAUCCGGCCGAUCCGCAACUAAGGCGGCUGAGGCGCGAGAUGGACGAGGUCAACCGACUGUUUGACGAAUUCGAGAAACGUGCCAGAGCUGAAGAGGAAAGCAAACAAGCUAGCCGAAUCUUCACCGAACAAUGCAUCUCCCUCAAGACCCGCUUGGAGGAGAUGGCACGCGAGCUGGACCACAUAAUCCUCUCGCCGAUGCCGCGCGAUCUGGACUCGCUGGAACACGCCGUCCAGAUCCUGGAGGACUACAAACGCCGGCUGGGUCUGCUGGAACCGGACCUCAAACACCUGCAGGAAACAUUCCGUACCAUCACGCUGAAAACGCCCGCUCUCAAGAAGAGUCUGGACAAUCUGCUGGAACUGUGGAAGGAGCUCAACACGCAGGCGAGCCUACACGGCGAUCGGCUGAAACUGCUCGAAGGUGCCCUAGCUGGCCUGGAGGACAACGAGCAGGUGAUCUCCGAUCUGGAGGGCAAACUAUCCCGCCAGCUGGAGUUGCCAUCGUCGCAGGAGGGCCUGUACGAGGUGUUCAAGCGAUUGAGCUCCAUCCAGGAAACGAUUUCCGCCCAACAGCCGGAAAUGGACAAGAUGAACGACUCCGCUGAUCAGCUCGGUCGCAUGGGCGUUCCUACCAAGGUGCUGGGCGAUCUGAAGCGGCUGCACGCCAACGUUGAACGGCUGAACUCCCGCUGGAACAACAUCUGCGGACAGUUGGCCGAACGGCUACGUAGUGUCGAAACCGCCAUCGGGCUGAUGAAGAACCUACAGACGAGCAUCGUUGUCGAGGAGACGUGGGUCGAGAAGCAAACCGAAAAGCUGCAAGCAUUGCCAACGGCCACCUCCGCAAGAGAGCUGGACACCAUGCUGGGAGAGGCCAUGGAGCGAGCGCCGAGGAUCGAACAGGUCAAUCUCACCGGUGGCCGCUUGAUCCGUGAAGCUAAGAUCUACGAUGGCAAGUGUUUGCACUACAUCGACUGGCUGGUGGAGAUACGGCCGAGCUUUUCGCCUCCCCGGCAGGACCUGCGGCCACCGGACGCCGACCCGGGCGCCACCGAUGUGUACUCGAGGCGGCUGGACACCCUGAACGGGCGGUACGAGUCGCUUCUGGAGCAGCUCACGCAGCGGCUCAAGACGGCGAUCGAGGUGAAUGGCGCGGACGGAUUGCGCUUUGCCGAAAGUCUCCAGAAGCCGCUUCGAACCUAUCGGAUGGAGUUCAAUCUUGGCGGCCGUCCGGUGAGCAGCAGCAGCAACAACGCCAACGGCACCGGCACCGGCACCGACGACGGUUUCCGGGAAAUUACGGAGGACGUCUACACCAGCACCUACUCGGCUACGCAGAUCACCAAAAUCACCAACAACAAGCUGAUCUACGACGCCAUGGAUUCGUCGGCAGCAGGCCCUGGUGGGCCAACAUCUCGGGAGGGUUCCCCGAAAAAGGUGAGCAAGGUGGACUUGCACUCGGAUGUGCACCAUCAGCAGCAGCAGCCCAAUGGCGGCGGUAACAACGCCUCCUCAGUUCAGUUCACCGAGAUUCGAAGCUUGAAACGGGUUUCGCGCGCCAACGAAGCGGUCGGUACGAACAAUGGGUUGGAAGAUGGCGACACCAUACUGAACACGCCGGGCAUCCGGGAUCCGGUGAGUGGUCGCAUUUUGACGGUCGGGGAAGCGAUUCGGUUGAGGAUACUGGACGUGCGGAGCGGUCAGUUGAAUGUGAACGGCGAACGGUUGAGUCUGGAGGAGGCGGCGCGAAGGCAACUGAUCGAUGUGGAUCUGGUGGAUAACUUGUUGAGGCCCGGCGCAGCGCUGGAUCGCGACGGACGGCCCAUGAGCCUGCUGGAGGUGAUACAGAAGGAAAUUCUUGAAGCGGAAAACGGCUACGAUAGCACGGAAAAACGAAUCAAGGUAACGACCAGCCACGAGGCAUCUCCUGUCAAGCGCACCUCCACUGUAAAGUAUAACGAGAAAGAAGCAAAAAGUAUUGUCGAUGCAAUUAAGCAGGGCCUGGUCGAUACCGGAAGUGGUCUUUACCGUACGGAGACCGGCGACCUUAUCACUCUGGCCGAUGCCUACGAGUACGGUUACUUGAUUCGUAAUAAAACAAUCACAAUAAUGCCCCAUACGCUCUCUCUGACCGAUUCCAUCGGCCAGGGACUGGUGGACAAUGGUGGUUGGGUCAUUGAUCGUAACACUGGCGACACGUUCCGACUAGAUUCAGCCAUCGCGAAAAAAUUGGUCAAUCCCGAUCUGCGGGAGAUCGUCGACACCAAGAGCGACAUAAAGAUCACGGUGGCACAAGCCCUGGAACAGGGCAUCCUCAAUGCCAAAACGGGCCGGUACAUGAAUCCAUUGACGAAGGAAAAACUAACAUUCGCAGAGGCACGAAACCGGCAGCUCAUCUGCAAGCCAAUGACACUGAAAGACGUUUGUGAUUUAAGUUUGUUUGACAAGUCGGAUAAAAUCGCUUCUCCUACGAGACGCAAUCGGGUCAAUAUUCCUGGUGCUAUUAGUUUAGGUGUGUUAGAUAGCGAUAGCAUUAAGUGUGUUUACAAAACGAAGGGCGAACUGCUGACGUUGAAGGAAGCCCUCGAGCAGGAGAUUAUACUCCCGUUCGAGAACCGCUUCCGCCACUCCGAAACCGGUGAGUUAAUGACCAUUCCAGAAGCGGUCGAUCGAGGUCUAAUCUCAUCGGUUGCAAUCAAAUCAAUUUUCAACAUUUCUGGUUUCAAAGAUCCACAUUCCGGGGAAUUUGUUUCGCUCAAUACGGCUCUCGCGAAGAACAUAGUUCGCAAAAAGGAGGGUCGCUUCCAACUAGAUGUGGGGAAGGGGAUCCUCGUUGAUCUACCUGAAGCCGUUGCUCAGGGACUCAUCCGUCCAGAGGUUCACGAAAUGCUCAGCCGAAAAAUUGGGGUAAUUGUCGGAGAGGAGCACGAACUUACUCUACUUGAUCUAGUCUACCACGAUCUUAUUGACACUAAAACUGGUUUUCUGUUGGAACAUGGCACCAACAAGGUCCUUCCACUUGAACCAGCCAUAGAGCGUAAAUUCAUUACACCAGACGGCGCCUUACUACUGAUUAGCCUAUUGAACAUCACCCUCACCACGGAAACCGUCUUAAAGACGAUCAAACGCUAUGUUACCAUUACGCACACAGGGGAACAGGUGGAAACUCAACCGGACGUGCUGCUCUCCUUCACGGAAGCCGUCCGCCAGGGGUUAAUCGAUGAGAAUACUCGCACUUACCGCGACCCUUCCACCGGAAACGUUUACUCCGUACAACAAGCUUUAAACCAUGGCCUUAUCCUGCCGGACACGGAAGCAGUUCCGGUGACGGAGGAAUCUGGUAGCGAAGUUCCUAGUAGUAAACCUGCUUCCAUUCCUUUACAGUUCGAAACUCGCGUUACGAAAGGCACUAACGCCAAGAAUAUCCACAUUACAACCGAGUUCUUGGACAGGGAGCGCAAGGAAACUCAAACCUACGAGCUUCCUCCCGAUGGGUGGCUUCUAGCCGAAGCUAUCGCCAAGCAACUGUACGAUCCCGUUGCCGGUCUUUUCAUCAUUCCUGGAACGGAUCGUUUGGUUAGCUUCGAAGAAUGCAUUAAUUUGAAGAUCAUCAACCGCCAAUCGGCGUUCGUUGUUGACCCGAAGAAUUCACAACGACGGGUCACCUUAGACAUUGCACUCGACAGGAAGAUGCUUGAUGCCACCGGUCACUAUGAACCCAUAGGGUCAGAUAAAAUCACGAUGAAGGAAGCCCUUGAUCGCGGUUAUGUAAUUUUUGCGCAACCCGUUGAUCGAACAUCGGACGGAGCUGCCAAUCGCACAAUCCAGGUUACCAGAAUACCCGGUCAACCUGAUGUUAUUGAAGUUUCUUCCACGGAUGACCAAAUGGUGCAGAUCAGAAGCCUCAAAACUCCUGAACUUCUUAGCCCGGAACCCUUGCAACUGGCUCCGGGUAUCAUCUAUGAUCCCUCUACAGCUCUCGUGAUCUUUACGGAUACGGGUAAAUCCGACAACAUUGUCCACGCUGUCACGAGCGGGAAAAUCGAUCCCAAUCUGGUGAAGAUCAAGGAUCCCAAAACGGGCGAGGUGAUCACUAUCACCGAAGCCGUAAACCGAGGAGUUCUUGAUCCUCAAACAGGGGCUGUCAAAGAUCCCUCCGGACGAUCGAUCAGUUUGAUUGAAGCAGCGCAAGCGGGGGCUUUGGCCGUAUGUGGCGCUCCACUGGUAGCCGCGGCAGGCGCUCUUGCUCUACUCAAAACAAUCGUCGAUCCUACCACCGGUGAAGAAAUUCCGAUCGAGUUGGCCUACGAACGUGGCUUGAUCAGCAAGAGUCAACUUCCCAGUCCGGAACGGGCUGCACUGAGGAAGAAACUUAGCGUGGAGGACAACAGUCGACGAUCGUCCGACGGGUUUGUGGUUACUAUUGGCGACGGGAAAGAACCUCUGGUUCUACAGCGCAUGCGGAAAUGUGUACUGCGUCCGAAGGAUGCAGCUGAGAAAGGUAUUAUUGAUCAUGCCACGGCUGAAGUUCUUGAAAAUCCCAAACUAUUUGAUGGCGGGUUAUCAUUAGAGCGAUCGAUCGCUGCUGGACGUUUGGAUGGCAACCAGGGUAAGAUCGUUGAUCCACAACGAGGUCACGUGCUAACAAUCAAUGAAGCCAUGCGUCGUGGAAUUCUCGAUCGACACGGCACGAAUUGCGUAUUUAUUCCUCUUGCCAGAUCUCUUUCUAUUCCCGAACUCAAAACACAAGGUCUUCUGGACGUUGAAAGCUCCAAGAUCUUCCAUCCCGAGUCAGGUCAGCUACUAACGCUGAAAGAAGCAACCAUUUGCGAAAUUGUUGAUCCCUUAGCUGAAGUAGUGCUUAAUGGUAAUCAACGACUGCCUUUAGAACAAGCCAUUGAGACCGGUAAAGUGAAUGCUGACAAGUGUACCGUCGAUAACGUGAAACUGAACGAUGCAAUCGAUUUGAAUGUGUUUAUAGUGCCAAAUUAUUCUGCUCAGAUUCCCCCUGUUGGGAUGACCAUUCCUGUGAUCGUUAAACGUCACCUGUUAGAUGUAGAUCGUAAAGAAAUUAUGCACCCUAUCAGCGGAAAUCGAAUGUCUGUGAAUGAUGCAAUCAGGAAAGACUUUGUCAUGGCAAUUCCAUACACUCCGAACGCCGAUGCUACGGACAUCAAUGAUGCGCUCGAUAAAAAGUUGAUCAGUACGAAGAAAGUGUCCUUCACUAACCCCAAAACCUCCGAAGAGAUACCUCUGCAAGAAGCCAUUGAAACUGGCUUGCUGGAAGUGAAGCCUCUCCCAGAAAUGGUCCGAGGAAUGCAAGCCAACACGGCUGUGGCGUCAAUACAGGAAACCAUAUCAUCUUGUCACACAAUCACAACGAAAACUGUGGAAAUCCAAUCGGGUUAUGCUCUCAUCUCGACUACCGAAGUGCAAGACACUGCGACGGGUGAGAUCAUGUCAGUGGAAGAAGCCAGGCGACGAGGAAUCGUCAGCGAUGAGGAACAAACCAAGAACGAAGUUCUGAACGAAGAAGUCAACAUCAAUUUUAGCGAUGCGCUACAGAGAGGAUUGCUGGAUGUCACAAAGGGCAUGUUCCGGCAUCCGGACAGCGGGGAUGUUAUGACAAUCUCGGAUGCCGUCGACAAGGGAUACAUUGCAUCGAAAACGGCAAGCGACGAAGCGUUGAACCGCUCGCCGGAGAUGGUCCACAGGGUGAUGGCGAACGUGGACGUAACUCAGGGAACUUCCCUUGAUCCUAAGAAACAGGAGAUUGUUCAUAAGAUACAGAUACAGGAUGAUAGGGAGACUCCUUUCGAUCGCAAUGUUUCUCUACCGGAGGAGAAAACGAACGAUGGAAAGUUUCCGGAAAAUAUCAAGGACGCUGCUAAGAUGGGACUGAUGGCGAUGGUGGGAGCGCCUGUCCUAGGAGGAAUGGCCAUAGCCGGGGCAGUGAAGAAAGUGUUUGAGAAAAAGGAGAGUGAGAAAUCGAGUUCAGCAACUGUUGUAGAUCCGAGUGGUGCGGUGGUCGAGACUUCAACUCAGCAGAUCAAUUCAACGACAAUCCAGGUGAUUACAAAAACAUUCGAAGGAACACUUUCGGAUGGUGACGAUUCCACAAAAUCUGAAGUUAAAAUUUCAGUUGUUGAUCCAGCUGGAACGGAGAUUAAGGUCGAGAAGGUUGAAGAGCCAACGCAACAGCUUCCUAUUGUCGAUCAACAGUUUAGCAAAGAAAUUGUUUCGAUCGUUGAAGAACCAGUGUCUCACGUUGAAAUCAGCGAGGUAGUAACAGACCCAACUGCAGAAACAGAAAUAACUGAGGUUGUAACAACGAUAAUAACUGAAGUUAAGGUGGAAUCAGUGGAUACUGAGAUUGUUGAGGAAGUUAGUGAACCACUCGAAGGAACCACUGAUGGAGCCAUUCCAAUUCCCUCAGAAGGCUCCGUUGCAGCCCCCGUCGGAACAAGUACAGCAGUUGUACCUAAAGACGAGACAAGCGGAUCUUCAAAGCAACCUGUUGAGACAAUUAUUAAAGUCUCGCUAAUCACGGAAGAAGGUGUACAUCAAACUGAAUUGGAUGAUAAGAGAGCACCAACUGAAGAACUUUCGGACAAAGAUGAUUCGGAUAAGGCAAAGAGUGUGGAAGAUUCAUCAGUUAAGUCUGAAAAACAAACAGAAAGUGCUAAAAAUGUAACAGAAACAAUUAAAAAACCAUUAGGCAACGAUUCUGUUGAUCAAAUGCCAACAAAAUCCGUAGACCUAGACGACAAAACUGCUGAACCUAUCGCAGAACUUCAAGAAUCAAGUGUAACUAAUAAAUCCAAACAAGAUACAAACGCCCAAACGCCUGUAGCUGAACCAGAACAGGUACCGUUAACAGUAGCUAAAGUGCUUACACCGGAAACAGAGCGUCAAUUAAGUGAUGGACAAAAACCUGAAGAUUCUAGGGUGGAGUUUGCACAUGAAAGUGAAAUUGAUGGAGCGAAAUCCGAGCCUACCGUUCAAGAACCACAGGACGAGGAGAAACAGAGCAACGUUGUGCCAACUGAUGAUCACCAGAGUUCAACAGAACACGAUUCCUCGGAAAUCGCACCACAUAAGGAACAAGCCGUGACCGCGCAUCAGGAAUCGUCUGGAGAUCUCACGGUUGACGAGAAAGUGCCAAAACUGGAAGACGAUCAGGAUCGUGUUGGACAAGUCUCCACGGAAGAGAAACCAAGUAUUUCUUCGGCUAGUGAAGGUGCGCCUGUACCUGCAGGAAUUGCCCCCAAAAAGGACUCAGAUCAUUCGGAAGAUUCUGAUCAAACAUCCGCUUCUGCAAAAGACUCUUCAGAGAUUCUCCCACCAACUGAAGUUCGAAUUCCAGCUGUUGAGCCAAGUGAAGCAAAGAUUGAUAAUUCUUCAGCUCCAAGCGAAACAAUCCACAUAUCGAACAAGUCUUUGGAAAUUUCUAUGGAUUCAGCACCUUCAACAGCUUCAAUUCCAACGGAAGCAGGCGCUCCAGGAACCAGCAGUCCCAGCGCAGUCCACGUAAAGGAGAAAACUCCUGAGCGUCCAACUGAGCUAAAGACAACGAAAGAGUCCAGUGGUAGUGAAACCGGUAAAAAGGUUCUGGACGCUGCCAAGCUGGGUUUGAUGGCCGUCGUAGGUGCUCCGAUCCUGGCCGGAAAAGCAGUCGUAGACGCUCUGAAGAAGGAUCGCUCCGAAGAGCAACCGGAAUUGCCUGCCCAAAAGAGCGCCAAACCGUCCAUAGCGGACGCCACAGCUGCAUUCCUGGAACAAGAACGAUCACCGGGCGAUGGCAAACGAGAGUUCCGAGAACUGGAGAAAACUAUCGGUGGUAUUCUGGAACAGGAAGACGCAGAUGGAAGGCUACUGAAGACGCCGGAGAAGCAUGUCACUUUCGAUAUUACCGAGCAAACUCCUGAACACCGACCUGCUAAAAGCGAGCCGUACGAGAGACUUUCUCUCGGGGAAGCGAUCGCUCAAGGUAAAAUCAUUCCGAAAGUAUGUCGCGUACUGGUAGACGACAAACAGAUGCCGUACACUGUGGAGGAAGGCCUAAACAAUAGAAAUGUCAGAAUCUACGAUAUUGUGGAUGUUAUUUCUCAGGAAUUGGUUUCAUUCGUCGAGGGUGAGGCCGAUGGUUUGGUGAUCGAUGAAACGCUGACCAAGCAGAAGUUGAUUGAACUGGGUGUGUAUGAUCCGGAGACGGGUAGCUUCAUCAAUCCGAAUAACGGCGAGAAAAUUUCUUUCCGCGAUCUUAUCUACAACUCCGGUUUGAUUGAUCCUACCACGGUAUUCGUGAAAGAUUUGGGCCGGGACAAGUACGAGACCUUGGAUGUAGCCCUUCAGAAACAUCUGAUCGACAAGAACACAGGUCACAUGUUGGAUAACAAAUCUGGCAAGAAGGUUAAGUUUAUAGAAUGCUGCAAGCGUGCUUGGGUCAUUCAGAGGGAACCUUCCAGUGAGAAUCUAGAUCAGUCUCCGACAUUGUCGGAGGUAUUGGAUGCUGGCCAAUUCAAUCCCCAAACGGGAGAAUUGGUUCAGAACAACCAAAGCAUCCCACUUGCCGAAGCACUACGCGCUGGUUUCAUUGACAAUGAUUCGGUUUCGGUGCGAGAUCCGACCGAUGGGGAAGUUCUACCCUUGCGAGUUGCGAUCGAGCGCGGCAUCAUCGAUCUUAAGUUGGGUGUGAUCUUCAACCGGGAAACCCAAGAGGAAAUAGACCUGAACGAUGCCUACAAUCGGGGAUACAUGUUGGAAGGUAAACGGAAGCCGAUUUCUCUCGAGGCAGCUGUUCGCAAGGGUUUGUACAAUCCUGAAUCUGGGUUGAUCUUGGACACUAUUACCGAAGAAAUGGUCGAUGUUCAGCAGUCCGUGGAUAAGGGUAUCGUUGAUCCGAAGAUUUCUAACGUCAAGGACACCAAGGAAAAUGUGCUGGUACCCUUGCAGGAUGCCUUGGACAAGAAGUUGAUCGACAGUGAGUCCGGCAAGCUGAAGGAUACGGAGACAGACCAGUUGGUUCCGUUGGACGUGGCCUUGGAGAAGAAAAUGAUGGACACGAAGCAGGUCACUCACAGUUUGAUUGAGGUUUUGAGCAAAGAGUUUUACGAUCCAAACUCGGGCAAGAUCUUGAACCCGGGAAGCGGUGAGGAGAGCAUUUUGAAGGACGCGAUCGACUCACAGCUUGUCGAGAUCGAGAGUGUUUUGGUUAGAGAUGAGCAGAAGGAUAAGGUUGUGAAAUGUGGGGAAGCCAUCGAAUCCGGCUUGCUGGAUGACGUUCGAGGAGUUUUGACAAGACCUGAAUUGACACUGGAUCGUGCCUAUCAGAAGGGUUAUAUUUUGAGCAACAAGAAGCCAAUUUCAUUGACAGAUGCUCUUUUGCGAGGUUUCUAUGACCAAAAUAGUGGACUGUUGCGUUUUGAUGGUGCGCCCGGAGUCACGCUUGAGAAGGCCAUUGCCGAUGGGGAGAUUUCUACAGCUGAUUUGAUCGUACGCGAUCCUAAGAGUAGGGGUGUUGUGAGCCUUUCGGAUGCUAUUCGAGGAGGUUUGGUGGACCCUGUUUCCGGACUGGUAGUUGAUUCUGGUUCUGGUUUGAGCAUGGGUAUGUUGGAAGCUCUGGACCGGGGUAUUAUUGUAGUGGCCAAGCGAAGGUGCAGUUUACCGGAUGCUGUGUUCCGUGGACUGUACGAUCCCAAAUCGGGUCAAUUCAGUAGUACAACAACUCCGGAAAAGAUGUCCACAGAGCGUGCCAUUAGACGUGGUAUGCUGGAUCCAGAGUCGACCAUUGUAAACGUUUCGGGUAAGAUUCAGCCAUUUGAACUUGCCAUCGAGAAUGGUACGGUAGAUGUUAAGCGAGGUACUAUUCUGGAUGAGGCAGGUAAUAAAAUUGAUUUCCGUGAAGCGUUCGAUCGUGGACUGCUUGUCGAAGUACGGAAACCCAUUAGUUUGAGCGAGGCCGUGGUCAAGGGUAUCUACAGAGAAAGCAGUGGCAUGUUUAUGGAUCCCAAGACCGGUAGGAAACUAACUCUUGAACAAGCGAUCGCUGAGAAGGUGAUCGAUCCGAAUUCAGUUCAAAUUAAAGAUCCAACGACUGGUUUCUAUAGAGAUCUUGAUCUGGUGGAAGCCAUUCAGAGUGACUUGAUCAAUGGGCAAGAUUCCAACGUCAAACACAGCGGAGACAAAAUCACUCUGAAGCAUGCAUUCGACAUUGGACUGCUUUACGACAGUAAGGCUCCGAUCAGUUUGCAGAGAGCGAUCCAUCAAGGAAUCUACGACGACAAGAGCGGAAAGAUUGUGGAUCCUGUUUCGGGACGCAAGAUCACACUGCACGAAGCCACAAGAAAGUUUGUGAUCAAUCCGCAGUUGCCCUGCUAUUUCAAUGAGACUGAUGAGGUUAUGCUCAAUCUGUUUGAAACCUGCCGGGCCAAGCUGAUCGAUCGCCGGGAAGGGGUGUUCAAGGAGCCUGGAAGUGAGGUUUUCAUACCUCUGAAUGAAGCUCUCGCAGUGGGUUUGAUUGUGGAUAUUGAAAGCGCUGGGUUCGGGUUGUACGAAACACUCGCUAUGGGAUUCUAUGAUAGGAAGAGUGGGAAGAUCAUUCAUCCGAUCACGAACCGGAAGAUAACGUUGGAGGAAGCUUGCAAGGAAGAUAUCGUAAAUGCGGGGUCUUCUAUUGUAAAGAACACCGUCACAGGGAAAUUCAUUCGUUUGGAUGAGGCAGUUAGUGCGAAGAUAAUUGACGAUAAUGAAGGGGUUUAUAUUCUUCCGAAGGGGAAUAAGAUCGAUUUACAGGAAGCUCGUCGCAAGGGUUUGAUAGUUACCAAUCAGAAGUUGUUGUCGUUAGAGAAGGCUAUUAAGUUGCACUUGUACCGGCAAGAUUCAGGAACAUUUGUGGAUCCCAUUACUGGUGAUCACGUAAAUCUACAGGAAGCUCUUGACACCGGACUUCUGGAUUUUGAGACUACGGUUUAUAAGGAUGCAGUAACAGGACAGGACAAACCUCUUAGGGCAGCUAUCGCUGAUCAGGACAUAGAUGUGCAGAAAGGCAAGGUUGUGGAUAGGAAAGCAGACAGGACAUAUAACUUUGACGUAGCAUUUAAUAAGGGUUUGCUGGUCACUGUUCAGAGACCGAUUACCGGGAAGAUCUUGGAAAGGAAAGAAAGCAUAGAUAACUUGCUACAGGAAUCACCACUAGGUAAGAGUCCGAAAGAGAUGAGCCUGAAGGAUGCUUUGAGACACGAAAUUGUAUCUCUUGAUAAGUCCGUCAUAAAGCAUCCCAAGAGUCAAAUAUUCGUGCCUCUGCGAGUAGCUAUACAGGAGAACUUGAUUUCCGAGGAAAGCCGUGCCACAGUUGAUCCGAAACAGUCGUUCUUCGUGUUCGAUGGCAAUUGCGUCGUAUUUGUUCGGCAACCGUUGACGUUCGAUCAAGCCGUUGAAUCUAGUCUACUGGACCUGUCGACCGGUAAGUUCUUGUACAAAACUCCAACGAUUGGUGGUGGUGCGACGGAAAGCGAUGUGACUGAAAUGUUGAACCUGAAAGACGCGAUCGGUCAUGGUCACAUCGAUCCCGAAUCGGUCCUACUGAAGGAUGGAGCUAAGAAGAAGUUCCUUCCCCUGCCGGAAGCGUUCCGCAAGGGGUUGAUCGAUGCUGAAAAGUCGAAUGUGUUGGACACCAACACAUCCAAGUUGACAUCUCUCCAGACGGCUGUGGACAACGGUCUGCUGAUAACUCCGAAACGUGCGAUUUGUCUUAUGGAUGCCCUUGACUAUAACAUGUAUAAUUCCGAACGGGGUACUUUUGAGGACCCGUUCCAUCCUAACCAACCUAAAACCUUAAAUGAAACCAUACAAACCGGUUUUAUUGACCCAACAACAACAAUGGUACGUGACAUAAGUAACAAUAGUGUAAUUGUGCCGUUGUUGACCGCCGUCGGCAACGGUCUAAUCGAUCCGAUCGGUGGACAAUUCAAUCUUGAAAGUGAACAAACUAAGAUAGAUCUCGUGAAAGCACGCGACCGUGGAUAUCUCAUACAAGCAGAGCAACGGCAAGCCGUUGUCGAGAAGUUUGCCCUCUGCGAAGACCAUCUUGCCAAACUUCUGGAAUGGGUUACGAAGGUCGAACAGGACAUUGCUUCCGUUGGUGGACCGAAGGAACGCGUUGACGAUUUGAGAAAUCAAAUCAAUUCGCUCAAGCAAAUCAAGGAUGACAUUGACGCCCAAUCGCGACCGGUGGCGUCCUGUCUGGAACAGGUUCGCCAGUUGGUCCUCACCGGUGGAGACGUCCUAAGCGCCCCUGAAGUUGCCGCCCUGGAAAGCUCUGGCCGUGAACUGCGCUCUCGGGUCGACAAAGCUCAGGACCGUACUGGCAAGCUACUCCGUCGUUUGGGUGCCGCUCGUGAUGAGCUCGGAAAACUUCGUUCCGAACUGGACACUUUCUCCGCUUGGCUGCAGACUUCCCGUAGAACGCUCGAGGACAAGGAAAGCACCCUGUCCGAUCUUAACCGCCUGUCCUCACAGUCCGAAUCGGUGAAGGAGUUCCACGGAGAUGUCGUCGCACACCAGGCCGAUCUACGAUUCAUCACCAUGGCCGCACAAAAGUUCGUCGACGAAUGCAAGGACUACCUCUCGGUUCUGAAUGACUUCCGCACCACACUGCCAGAGCGACUGCCGCACAUCGAACAGGUGUCCAGCUCGGACAGUCCAAUCCGUCAGGAGGUUUCUCUAGUCACUGCCCAGUAUCGCGACCUGCUGAAUCGUGCCAAUGCUCUGCUGGACCGCCUAGCAGGCCUUGGAGGUCGCCAGCGUGACUACCAGGAAUCUCUGGAUAAGGUUCGCUCAUGGCUGCGAGAUGUCCAACCUCGUGUCAGCGCGGUGCUAUCGGACCCUAUUGCUGCCGAUCCACAGUCCGUCCAGGAUCAAAUGAACCAAACCAAAGCAUUGCAAAGCGAGUUCCUGUCGCAGGGACGCCUUAUUGAUAAUGUACAACAUAGCUUGGAUGCACUGCUGAAGUCCCUUGCUGGACGUCUCAGCCCAUCCGAGGUAUCCGCUCUGGAAAUGCCCGUAGAAGACGUUAAGGACAAAUACAACCAACUUCUGGAAGCCCUUGGAGAUCGUUCAAAACUCCUGGACACCGCUUUGGUCCAAUCACAAGGUGUUCAAGAUGCCCUGGAUGGUCUGUCUGGCUGGAUCAACCAGUCCGAAGACAAAUUCAAGCUGCAAAACCGCCCUGCCUCUCUGAUUAAGGAUCGCCUCAACGAACAAGUCCGUGAACAUCGCGGACUAUUGAAUGAUCUUGAAUCACAUCGUACCAGCUUGGAAAGUGUAACACUGUCAGCACGCGAACUUAUGGCCAAUGCCUCCAAUGCCCGCCUCGCUAAGAGAAUCGAAACCAACUUAAGCGACGUCACCGGAAGAUUCGAAAAGCUGCUGGAUAAGGCCCUUAAACGCGGUGAAUUCCUCGAAGACACCCUCGCUCAGCUGAACAAGUUCAAUGAAGAUGCUUCCGUUUUGGAACAAGAACUUUCCAACCUCCAGGAAGCUCUCGAUGGUAGGGAACUGACCUCACUGCCAGCGGACACAUUGACUCAGCGAAUGAUUGAACUGACUAGAAAUAAGGAGCACCUCCGUCCGAUGUACGAAAACUGCGUCAGACUUGGUAAAGAUCUUAUCGCCAAGCGUGAUGUGACCGAUACUGGCGUAGUGAGGGAUCGCAUCAAGGCUUUGGAGAACUCCUGGAAGAAUCUGGAUGUCACUCUGGAAGAAAAACUUAAACUGUCCAAGCAAAAGGCCGAGCAAUUGAACGCCUACGAGGACCUCAAAGAUCAAGUCCUGGUGUGGCUAUCCAGCAUUGAAACCAGAACGAACAAUCUAGCUCCAGUGGCAGUAGAUGUGGAAACGAUCAAGUACCAGAUUGAAGAAGUGAAACCUUUGGUCAAGGAACAUCGUGACUAUGCAGUUACCGUUGAUAAGGUGAAUGACCUGGGAGCUCAAUAUGAUGCAUUGGUCCGUCCAGACAGCCCAACCCGCAAACGUUCUGUGUACAGUCCAAUCAAACGAUCAACCGUCAGCCCAAUGCGUCGAAUGUCGGGAGAUGCGCGAUCACCCAGCCCAACCAAGGGUCUGGGAAUCGUGGGACCAAGCCCAACAGUGUCCCCGCUAUCUCCCGGUGGAUCGAGCGGAUUCGGUAGUCGGCGAUCUUCGCAAGAUGGUUUCCAGCUAACCGAUCUUACACCGAUCCAGCAACAGCUGACGGAGAUCAACAAUCGAUACAGUUUGGUCGGGGCUCGUCUGAACGAUCGCCAAAACGAACUCGACUCCGUCAGGGAUGAAGUCCGCAAGCACCAGGAGAGUUUGAAGACUUUGGCCAACUUCCUAGACAAAAUCCAACGUCAAGUACCCAAAGAAGUCAUCAGCAAUAAGGACGAGGCCGAGCGGUGCAACAAACAAGCUCGUAAGGUUCUAGAAGAAAUGUACGAGAAGCAAAGCCUGCUUGAUUCUACCAAGGCGCAGGUGAAAGACUUGUUGAAACGCAAACCGGAUGUACAAGGGGCUGAUCGCUUGCGAUCUGAACUGGAUGCUGUGGCUGAUCGAUGGAAGAAUCUGCAUGACCUUUGCAAGGAUCGCAUCAAUUUCUCUGAACAGCUGCGAGAUUUCUUGGAUACCCACGAUAACCUCAAUUCCUGGCUCGGAGCUAAGGAACGCAUGUUGACCGUACUUGGACCGAUCUCCUCGGAUCCACGUAUGGUACAAAGCCAAGUUCAGCAGGUGCAAGUACUUCGCGAAGAAUUCCGUGGACAACAACCACAGUUGAAUCACCUACAGGAAGUUGGCAACGCCGUACUGGAAUAUCUCCGAGAAUCAUCUCCCGAGGGGCAAUCCGUUGCCACCAAAUUGAAGACCGUUCAGAAGAAAUGGGACGAUCUCGUCAGUCGUCUAGAAGAACGUGCCAAAAGUUUGGGAACCGCUGCCGACACAUCCAAAGAAUUUGAUGCAGGUCUCAACCGUUUACGCGAAGCUUUGCAAAACAUCAGUGACAAUCUGGACGCCCUUCCAACUGACCGCGACCACCAGGAAACGCUGCGAAAGAUCGAAAAUCUGGAACGACAACUGGAAGGACAGCGACCGCUCUUGGCCGAUUCCGAGGCUGCCGGUGAAGCUCUUUGCCGCGUUCUUAGCGAUCCAGCUUCCCGAGCUGACGUCAAUGCUCGGUUGGCAGCUGUUGGCAAGCAGUACCAAAACCUACAGAAGAAGUUGGACAACAGGAAGGCAGAGACCGAUUCCGCCCUGCGAGAUGGACGGCAGUUCGCUGAAACAUGUGCUCGUACUCUUGGCUGGCUAUCUGGGGAACUAGGCAAUCUCACUGAGCGCCUACUCGUGUCUGCACAUCGUCCAACCCUGCAGCACCAGAUCGACACCCAUGAACCGAUCUACCGUGAAGUGAUGAGCCGUGAACAUGAAGUGAUCAUGCUGUUGAACAAAGGUCGUGAAUUGCAAGAAAAGCCAGGACAGGCGGAUCGCACAGUGCAACGUGACUUGGAGAAGAUCUCUCAGCAAUGGGAGCGCCUGCGCAAUGCUGCUGUUGACCGCCAUUCCCGACUGCAGACUUGUAUGGAACACUGUAAGAAACAUUCCGCAGCGUCGGAAACCUUCUUGACUUGGUUGCGUGGUGCCGAAGAUAAACUAGCCUCAUUCAAACCUGGAGUCCUGAAGAAGUCACAGCUUGAUCAGCAACUAAAAGAACUGCAAACUUUCCGCUCCGAUGUAUGGAAGAAAUCAGGCGAAUACGAGAAUACCCGUGGACUGGGAGAGACCUUCAUUGGGGCAUGUGACGUAGACAAAGACCCGAUCAAGGCUGAGCUGCAGGAUAUGAAGGACCGAUGGGAGCGACUGAACAACGAUCUGAUCGCUCGUGCUCAAACGCUGGACACAUGCGCCAAACGUCUUGGAGACUUCAACGAAGAACUCCGUGAUCUUGAACAUGCUGUUGGACGCUGUGAAGAUCGUCUGGCGGCACAUGACGCUUUGGGAGGCGCUGCCAAGGACCCAAAAUUGCUGGAUCGUGUCAAGACUAUCAAGGAGGAUGCCUCAGCUCUUCGUAGACCGUUGCAAGGAGUUCGCAAACUUGCAGGAGACAUUGCUGUUGAAGCUCGAGCAGUGGGAGGCGAUGCGGAGCAUCUGAAGCAUAACGUUGAUGGAAUUGCUGAUCGUAUCGAGGAUCUUCAUGCUCGUUUGGAUGACCGAUGCGGUGAACUGCAAUCAGCUGCCACGGCAGUAUCGCAGUUCAACGAUGCCGUUAAAGCUUUGGGAGUCGACCUGAAUGAUCUGGAAAGUCAAAUAGAUUCUUUGAGCCCACCGGCUCGAGAAAUCAAGACGGUGGUGAACCAACUUGAUGAGGUCGCUGGUAUUUUGAGCAAAAUCGAACGUACCGCCGGUCACGUCGCUAGCGUUGAACGAGCUGGAGAACAACUGGUUGAUUCAGGAUUUGCACCGGAUACAGUUGGUACACGAGAUCAGAUUGGUACCUUGCGGCGACAACUUGGCAAGCUGGAGAACCGAGCACGCGAUCAUGAUGAUGCAUUACAGAAGGCUUUGAAGGCUCUGCAGAAAUUCUAUGAUCUACAUCAGCGUACGUUAGAUGAUAUGAAUGAAGUGGCCGAUCAGGUGAAGAAACUGAAACCGGUGAGCUCCGAAUUGGAACAGAUUCGUAAUCAACAAGAUGAUUUCCGCCGCUUCAAGCAGCGUCAUGUAGAACCCUUAAUUGCCAAUAUCGAUGAAGUCAACCGAAGUGGCCAGGAUCUUAUCCGAUCUGCUCAAGGUGGUGUUCCGACUGGAGUUCUGGAGAAAGAUCUCGAAAGGAUCAAUGAGAAAUGGAAUGGCCUUAAGGAGAAGAUGAAUGAACGUGAUCGUCGAUUGGAUGUUGGACUGUUGCAGUCUGGAAAAUUCCAGGAAGCAUUGGAUGGUCUUUCCAAAUGGCUGAAGGAUACGGAAGAAAUGGUCGCCAACCAGAAACCUCCAAGUGCCGACUACAAGGUGGUUAAGGCUCAGUUGCAAGAGCAGAAAUUCCUCACAAAGAUGCUGAUGGAUCGCCAGAACUCUAUGUCUUCGUUGUUCCAACUCGGACAGGAAGUUGCAGCUGGUUGUGACGCUUCGGAAAAGGCCGCCAUUGAACGCCAGCUGAAGGAAUUGAUGGGACGCUUUGACGCCCUGACAGACGCUGCCCAGACUCGUACCCUAGACCUGGAACAGGCCAUGCACGUUGCCAAACAGUUCCAAGAUCAGUUGAACCCUCUCACGAAAUGGUUGGAUGGAGCUGAACGUGCUGUGAAGGCAAUGGAACUUGUGCCGACUGAUGAAGAGAAGAUUCAGCAGCGUAUUCACGAACAUGAACGUUUGCAUGAUGAAAUUCUGUCUAAACAACCUGACUUCAGUGAACUGGCUGAUAUUGCCGGUCAGCUCAUGGAACUGGUUGGUGACGAUGAAGGAGUGGUGCUCAGCGAGAAGGUCAAGAAUACUACUGAUCGGUACACAGAUUUGGUCCAUGCCAGCGAGAAUAUAGGACACGUGCUGAAUGAGUCGCGUCAAGGUCUGCGACACCUGGUGCUAACCUAUCAGGAUCUAGUCUCUUGGAUGGAAAAUAUGGAAAGUCGUCUGCAACGAUUCCGUGUUAUUCCAGUACACACAGAAAAGCUGCUGGAACAGAUGGAUGUAUUGGUGGAGCUCAAUGAAGACAUUGCAAGCCGAUCACCGAUGGUGGAAUCUACGGUUGAAGCAGGAUCAGAGCUAAUGAAACACAUUUCUUCGGAUGAAGCGCUACAGCUGAAGGAUAAGUUAGACUCACUACAGCGACGUUAUGGAGAACUUACAACGAAGGGUGGAGAUCUUUUGAAACACGCACAAGAUGCCUUGCCGUUAGUACAGCAGUUCCAUCAAUCGCAUAUCCGCUUGGUCGAUUGGAUGCAAGCUGCUGAAUCUACACUGUCUACAGGAGACUCCAAUGAAAUCGACAUCGUACGCUUGGAAGCUGAUUUGAGUGAAAUGAGACCUGUACUUGAAACCGUAAACUCGGUUGGACCUCAGCUAUGCCAGAUCUCCCCAGGAGAAGGAGCUUCUACAAUUGAAGGCAUAGUUACUCGUGACAACCGUCGAUUCGAAGCGAUUGUUGAGCAAAUCCAACGCAAGGCCGAACGUCUACACCUUAGCAAACAACGGUCCAACGAAGUCACUGCCGAUAUCGAUGAACUGCUGGAAUGGUUCCGCGAUAUGGAUGCCACUCUCCGUGAUGCUGAUCCACCUGCAAUGACACCCAAGUUAGUGAGAGCUCAGUUGCAAGAACAUCGCUCGAUCAACGAUGACAUAUCCAGUCAAAAAGGAAGAGUUCGAGACGUCACUUCGGCAGCAAAGAAGGUUCUACGAGAGUCACAGCCUAAUGAAAACACCAUAGCUCUACGAGAGAAAUUGGAAGAUCUUAAAGAAGUUGUCGACACAGUGGCUGGACUCUGCUCCAAUCGUUUGGCUAUACUUGAACAAGCUCUGCCACUGUCGGAACACUUUGCCGAUUCGCACACUGGCUUGGUAACCUGGUUGAACGACAUGGAACAUCAAAUCUCCAUGCUCGCAAUGCCAGCACUCCGUCCUGAUCAGAUUGCUAUCCAACAAGACAAGAACGAACGGCUGACGCAAUCGAUCUCCGAGCACAAACCACUUCUGGAUAAACUGAACAAGACGGGAGAAGCCUUGAUGGCUCUGGUUGCCGAAGACGAUUCGGCCAAGAUCAGUGAAAUUCUCGAAUCGGACAAUGCCCGCUACGCAGCAUUGCGUACGGAACUCCGUGAACGUCAAAACGCUUUGGAACAAGCUCUACAAGAAUCUAGUCAGUUCUCGGACAAAUUGGAAGGUAUGCUGCGUGCUCUACAAAACACUGCCGAACAGGCCAACCAGGCCGACCCGAUUUCCGCCCACCCGCCGAAGAUUCGGGAUCAAAUCGAGGAGAAUGCAGCGCUCGUUGAAGACAUUGAUAAGCGUGGAGAGGCCUUCGCUGCUGUUAAACGUGCCGCUACCGAUGUGAUUUCCAAGGCUACCAACCAGUCGGAUCCAGCUGUCCGUGACAUCAAGAAGAAGCUGGACAAAUUGAACAACUUGUGGAACGAGCUACAGAAAACGACCAGCAAACGAGGAUCUGCCCUAGAUAAUACACUUUCCGUAGCGGACAAGUUCUGGAAGGAGAUGCAAGCAGUCAUGGAGACACUGAAGGAGCUGCAAGAGGCACUUCAAACGCAAGAACCUCCAGCGGCACAACCGCAGGCCAUCCAGAAGCAGCAGGUCGCUCUGCAGGAAAUUCGUCAGGAAAUCGACCAAACCAAACCGGAAGUGGAACAGGUGCGUCGAACCGGAAGCAACUUGAUGUCGCUCUGCGGCGAACCGGACAAACCCGAGGUGAAGAAACACAUCGAGGACCUGGACCACGCCUGGGACAACAUCACCGCUCUGUAUGCCAAGCGCGAGGAGAACCUGAUCGACGCCAUGGAGAAGGCCAUGGAGUUCCACGAGACGCUUCAGAAUCUGCUGAACUUCCUGGCCAAGGCCGAGGACCGGUUCCAGAAGUUGGGCCCACUCGGCUCGGACAUCGAAGCCGUCAAGAAGCAGAUCGAACAGCUGAAGCACUUCAAGGACGACGUCGAUCCGCACAUGGUUGAAGUGGAGGCGCUGAACAGAGCAUUGAACAGGCAAGCGGUUGAGCUGACCGAGCGUACUUCAGCCGAACAGGCGAGUGCCAUUCGUGAGCCGCUGAACUCGGUGAACCGUCGCUGGGAGAAUCUACUCCGCGGAAUGGUGGAACGGCAGAAGCAGCUAGAACACGCUCUGCUUCACCUGGGUCAGUUCCAGCACGCUUUGAACGAGCUGUUGGUCUGGAUCAACAAGACCGACUCCAACUUGGACGAACUGAAGCCCAUUCCUGGAGAUCCGCAGUUGCUGGAGGUUGAAUUGGCCAAGUUGAAGGUACUGGCUAAUGAUAUCCAUGCUCACCAGAGCUCGGUUGAUACGUUGAACGAUGCUGGUAGGAAGCUGAUUGAAAACGAUCGUGGAUCAUUGGAGGCAUCUACCACUCAGGAUAAGCUCCAGCAGUUGAACAAACAAUGGAGAGAUCUUUUGCAGAAGGCAGCUGAUCGUCAGCAUGAGCUGGAAGAAUCGCUACGUGAUGCUCAAGCAUUCACCGCAGAAAUCCAAGAUCUUCUUGGAUGGUUGGGCGAUGUGGAUGCCAUCAUUGGAGCAAGCAAACCUGUUGGUGGACUGCCGGAAACUGCUUCCGAGCAAUUGGAACGGUUUAUGGAAGUCUACAACGAAUUGGAAGAAAACAGACCGAAGGUCGAAACGUUGAUCGCACAAGGACAAGAAUACGUACGUAGACAGACACAGAUGCAGGUUUCAGCCAGUAAUCUGCAGCAUACGCUUAGAACACUGAAGCAACGCUGGGACGCUGUAGUUUCUAGAGCUUCCGACAAGAAGAUCAAGUUGGAAAUUGCCCUGAAGGAAGCUACCGAGUUCCACGACGCCCUACAGGCAUUCGUAGAAUGGCUGACUCAAGCUGAGAAGCAACUAUCUUCGGCUUCUGCGGUUUCCCGAGUGCUUGAAACGAUUCAGCAGCAGAUGGAAGAGCACAAAAUCCUACAGAAGGACGUUUCCAUCCAUAGAGAAUCGAUGCUCUUGCUGGACAAGAAGGGAACGCAUUUGAAGUAUUUCAGUCAGAAACAGGACGUUAUUCUGAUUAAGAAUCUGCUGGUCUCGGUGCAGCAUCGCUGGGAACGCGUGGUUGCUAAGGCCGCUGAACGAACUCGUGCCUUGGACCAUGGUUACAAAGAAGCCCGCGAAUUCCACGAUGCUUGGCUGCAGCUGACCACGUGGUUGAAGGAAACCGAGACUACGCUGGAUACGCUUGCUGAAGAACCGAGCAACGAUGCCGUGAAAAUCAAGAAGCACUUGGAAAAACUUCGGGAAAUCCAACGCCACCUGCAGUCGAAGGAGAGCUUCUAUGAUAGCACAAUGCGUAACGGCAAGGGAUUGAUGGACCGUGCUCCAAAAUCUGAUGAACCGGUGCUUUCGAAGAUGAUGAACGAACUUAAGGAUUCAUGGAAACGUGUGUGCCACAAGAGCGUCGAGCGCCAACGCAAAUUCGAGGAGGCUUUGUUGCUGUCUGGUCAAUUUGCGGACGCUCUACAGGCGUUACUUGAAUGGCUGCGCAAGGCGAAGGCUCGACUUGCCGAAGACGGACCAGUACAUGGUGACUUGGAUACGGUAACUACACUUUUUGAUCACCAUAAGCAGCUGGAAUCCGACCUGGACAAACGUUCCGCACAAAUGCAAAGCGUCAUGAAGACUGGCAAGGAUCUGGAAAAGUCCGAUGAAACGCGCGAAACGAGCAAGAAUCUGCGAGAAUUGCAGAAACUGUGGGAGGAUGUCCAGGACCUGAGCUCCCGUCGCAAGUCACGCUUGGAAGUGGCACUGAAGGAAGCCGAACGCCUGCACAAAUCAGUUCACAUGCUGCUGGAAUGGUUGUCCGAGGCCGAACAGAAACUACGCUUCGCCGCGGCCGCUCCGGACGAUGAAGCCCAAGCCAACGAUCUGCUGGAUGAGCAUGCUCGCUUCAUGAAGGAACUACGCGAGAAGGAGUUCGACAAGGAAGAAACCCUUGGAUUGGCGAACUCCAUUCUGGGCAAGGCUCAUCCGGACGCGGUUCCGAUCAUCAAGAACUGGAUCUCGAUCAUCCAGUCCCGGUGGGACGAAAUUUCCCAAUGGGCGCUGAGCCGACAGAGCAAGCUGGAGUCGCACCUGAAGUCGCUGAAGGAUCUGGAUGAUUCGAUCGAGGAACUGCUGGCUUGGCUGGCCGGACUGGAAUCUACCUUGCUGAAUCUUGAACAAGAAGCACUGCCGGACGAGAUUCCACCGCUGGAGGCGUUGAUCGCCGACCACAAGGAAUUCAUGGAAAACACUGCCCGUCGCCAGGGUGAGGUGGAUCGUGCCUGCAAACCACGCCAACCGCCACCAGGGUUGAAAGAAACGCGAAAACCGUCCCGCGGUGUGCUCAAGACACCAGUUAGAGGAUCACAACCAGAUUUGCGCGAACAUUCGCCAGACUACGGCACCCUAGGACGAAAGCAAAGUUUCAAGGGAUCACGCGAUCAAGGGCUUAAUUCACGUCGUACCAGUCGUGUGAGUCCUGGACGCGAAACCCAGACGCCGGAACGGGAUCGCCUGCCACACUACGGUCCACGAUUCUCGCCAAGCAAUCAACCCGAAACCGAGCUCCGCUCCCCACGGGCCAAGCUCCUCUGGGACAAGUGGCGCUACGUGUGGAUGCUGGCGUGGGAACGCCAACGGCGCCUGCACGAUCACCUGCUCUACCUGCAAGACCUGGAGCGCGUCCGGCAGUUCAGCUGGGAGGAAUGGCGCAAGCGGUUCCUCAAGUUCAUGAACCACAAGAAGUCCCGCCUGACGGAUCUGUUCCGCAAGAUGGACAAGGACAACAACGGACUGAUCCCGCGGGAGGUCUUUAUCGACGGAAUCAUCGGAACGAAAUUCGACACCUCGAAGCUGGAGAUGAACGCCGUGGCCGACCUGUUCGAUCGCAACGGCGAAGGACUGAUCGACUGGCAGGAGUUCAUCGCGGCGCUUCGGCCGGACUGGCAGGACCGCAAACCGAAAACCGACGCCGACAAGAUCCACGACGAGGUCAAACGGUUGGUGAUGCUGUGCACGUGUCGUCAGAAGUUCCGAGUGUUCCAGGUCGGCGAAGGCAAAUACCGGUUUGGAGACUCCCAGAAGCUGCGUCUAGUGCGAAUUCUACGAAGUACUGUGAUGGUUCGCGUCGGAGGAGGAUGGGUAGCACUUGACGAAUUCCUGGUCAAGAACGAUCCUUGCCGAGUUGCGCUAGUGCUACCCCUACCGAACCCAAACGAUCCACGCCAGCACGAGGCGUGCUGCCCACUGUCCAAGGGACGCACCAACAUCGAGUUGCGCGAGCAAUUCAUCCUGGCCGACGGCGUUUCACAAUCGAUGGCUGUCUUUAAGCCGCGCAUGUCCGGUUCGGCCGGUUCGGGAUCGACUCAAGCGGGCUCACCCAUCCCGACGCAGGGCCCGAUUGUGAAGGUGCGAGAACGUUCAUCGAAGUCGAUAUCGAUGUCGCGACCGUCCCGAUCGUCCAUGUCGGCGUCCACACCAGAUUCGCUUAGUGAUAACGAAAGUAGCUUAGGAACUCCCGGACGUUUCCAGACGCCCAGCCGUAAAACUUCAGUGCCAAUCAGAUCUCAGAUGACCCCCGGUGGAUCGCGAGCAAACUCGAGGCCCAGCUCCCGACCGGCAAGCCGUGCCGGUUCGAAGCCACCUUCGCGUCACGGAUCGACACUGUCGCUGGAUAGCACCGACGAUGCCACCCCGUCGCGGAUUCCGACCCGGCGGGUAACCAGUACGACUCCCCGGCCAUCGCGCCUCUCGGUGGGUUCGACCACGACCAACACGCGGACCACCAACGGCGUCUCAUCGAGGACGGCAUCCGGUGCCGCUUCACCCGCCCCCACGAGAAACGGUGGCAUGAGUCGAUCAUCCAGCAUACCAACACUAGUAGGACUACCAAAUAGCAGCCAACGCUCUCGGAUACCGGUGAGACAGAUGUCCAAUGUGUCGAAUUCUUCUUCAACCACGGGGAAAACGAGUGGAACGUCCACGCCGUCCGGCAUGCAGACACCCCGGCGGACCUCUGUGGAGCCCCAAACGCCCGGCAGCAGUAGUACGCGACCGGAUCGAAGCUCCCGGGGAACGACACCCGCCACCGAGAAGCGUGCCCCCUUUAGACUUUAAGACCGCCCCCCUCGAAAACCCCAAGGUAAAGAAAAAGACGACGAACGAAACUCGAACCUCACCAUCCCCGCCCCCCCCCCCCACGUCUAACACCAAUAACCCCCACCCUCCCCGUAGCAGUUAUGGUGUGUAAUGUCGCAAGUGACAUUGAGGGUUUUGUUACGGCUGCAAAAUAGUCGUCGAAGACUGCCUUAGAACCUCUCGAUAAAACCGGUAAUGUUACUUGAGGAACGGCAGUAACACCGGAUUUGGAGCCCCAAGGCUGGAACGAGGAACAGUCGUUCGUCACCCAACUAACCAGUUCAAAGUAUUUUCUUAUUGUUUUCGUUUUUUUUUUCUUUUAAUGCAUAAGAAAGAUUGCUUUUCUUCAAACGGGAAGAAUUAAAGAGUUAUGCAACCGAACUAUACCUAAUCAUCACUCCGAUGAUUAGAGAGCGCUUAGCAGAUGCUUGUUAGGAGCUGUAACGUUUUUUUUUUCGGUUGGUUUAUUGAAACUACCAGUGAGGGAGAGAAGUAUAUCGAUCAGAGUCCCCUAUGAGAAAGACGCAACGCAAAGAGAUUGUUAGGAAAAAGGUCUCCUAGUGGCAGUUUAGGUUCUUUUUAGUUGGAAUCGAACCUUUAUAGAACCAGGAUUGUUAGCUAGGGAUGAGCAGCUGAAAGUGUCCGAAAUUGUACAUAUAUUUUUAGAUUAGAAACGGAAUAAAACUUGUAAAAAUUGAUUCAAUCUAGAGAAAUAGGAAAAACUUUGUUAUAUUCUGUGAAAGGAAUUACUUCUCAUAAUUGGAAAUAUACUCCAGAAACAUUCUUUGUAUUCGAAUGCAAAAGGCAAAAUAGUAACGGAUCAACCGCUUGAGAUUGAAAAUGGAAGUAGAAUAGGGGACUGUCGGGCGUACAAUUGAAAAUUGUUCAGGUGAGAACUUUCCCAGAAAGUGGAGAAACGGCAAUCGGAGAAAAUCGCCAGUUCUGUGAUUGCAAUUUCCCUGCUUUUUGGAAUUAAAUUUCCCUGACAAGGAAAAACUAAGUUAAAACAGGAUGAACGAAUACCUAAUUAUGAUUAACAUGUGUUCAAGCGAAAGGAAGAACGAAUGGUUGAGCGAAUUUGCAGUGAGACAGUGUUGUUUUUGUUUGUACUUUUAUUUAAAUUAUUUAUACAAGAUGUAGAAAAUAUAAGAUUUUUUGUUUCCACAUUAUUUUUGCAACCUUGCCCAAGAAAAAAAGUUUCCGUGCACCAUUCGCUCCAAGGAAAAAGGAUCGCCAGCCUUGUCCGGAGACCGAAUAGAGAGGCACCAGAAUAGAUGCAAUCCGGGACAAACGAUCGAAAGGCAAAACGUCGAAAGGGCGAACGGUCCUUUCGAUCUUUUACUCUCUCGAUGUUUCGUCCCUACAUCCAAUAGACGAUGUCGCAGGCAGGUUUUGUUUUUUUUCUUAUCAUAUCAUUUCCGUCGAGAUGCUCUUUCGAAUCAAGACUCCCGAAAUGGGUUUUAAAGUGAGGAAAAAUCGCCAGUUUUCAUCUCACUUGUCCCUUUUAUCCGUUGAAGUAUUUUUCUUCUCGCGACGGCAUCUCGAUAAGGGAUUUGAUAACAUUUUCGAGUUUGCUGUGCCCCCUUUAGUGCAAGCAAUCGGGUUAGAGCUUUCAAACAAAAUGAAGAUAAAAUGCCGAAACAUUAGACCUUACACAGAAGGAGAAACACACAGACACACACCUUUAAGCAGUUAUUAACUACAUUAACUACUACAAAAAAGUCAUUUAGUUGCGUAAGAUCAGAACAUUACUACAUAGGUAUAUUAUGCAAAUAUUAAUUGAUUAACUAAUUGCCCAAGCAAAUGCUAAGCCGUUUUUUGUAAUUGAAGUUUAAAUAGUUUUUUAUACAAAAAAUACAAGAAAAAAGAAACAAAAAUAUCACAUAAAACGAAUAAUUCCUAGGAUAAUGACAGAAAACGACGGAGAGAAAAAGAAAAGCAUAAGACGACACAGAUAACUACUACUAGCUUACGGAAUUAACUUCACACAGAUUUUUUUCAGCUACAGCAGUUAUACUUUUACACUACUACAUGUGAUUCAAAAUGUAACACGAAAGAAGAAAAAAAAAAUCUCAUAAAAAUAAUAAACGAAAAUUGAAUAAUCCAGAA